AACUUCUGGGCCAGCGGAAAAAUUGAACAAAGCUACAAGCAUAGAAGACAAUUGGACUGUGUGUUUAGUUUUCCAUCUUAGAUUUGUAAGCAGCCGGUAGAUUGGAAAUUUGCACACUGGAUUCUUGUUGACAUCCCGAUUUUUCAAGAGAGAAUGCCAGCUUCAGACUUUUCCUGGUCCCCUCACAGACAACCCUUGUGUCAUGGCAUCAAGAGGAAGCUAUCAGUGUUUGCGCAGAGCACUGAGAGUGAAAUGGAGGAAGAGCAGGCUGGGGGAGAUGCUGUUUCUAUAAAGAGACGCUGUAUCACUCUUUCCACUGACAUCAGCCAUGACAUGAACAACAUGUUUGAAAUCAACCACAAUGAUGAACAAGCCUAUGAUCUCAACAACUUCAAUGACAACAACAACUCUAACACUCCCAACAGAAACUCUCUUCAUGUUCAUAAUCAGCAGACCAGUCAGCCUCAGCCUCCCGUGCAGCCUGCUAUGCCAAGGUAUAUUACCAGCCAGCUAACUAACGUGUUUGUCCAGCAAACCCAGCUCACUUGUACAGUCAUAUCACACAACCAGCAGCCAUCUCCUCAGGGGGACAUGAUCAUGGACCUGAAUGAUGAGACCUACUCCAACUCUCAGAUAGACAUCUGUAGCCCCCCGGAACCCUCCCAUUCUGCCAUGGACUCGGACUAUGUACCUGACCCCGAGCAGUAUCAGCUCAACAAGUCAACUAACUCAUUUGGUUGCAGGGAUGGUAGCUCUCCCAAUAACUACAGUACAAACAGUCCAGUCAAGAGUUACUGUCGGCCGUACUGGGACAAUCAGGACCUCCGGCCAUACAUAUCGGACUACUACUAGAAUCUCACACACAGUACUGAAUCUCUCAAAGAAUGCCCAUCGAUCAAGCCAAAUGCAUCUUGCUACUUAUCAAAUAAGUUUUUAUCUAGUUUUAGUAUUUUUUAUUGUAAUUCUUGCAGGUUUUUUGUUGACUUGUUUUGUAUUUUUUUUAAAUUAAAAAAGACAUUAUUUUUUACCUACCCUGUAAAAUGUAAAUAAAUGUAACACAUUUGUACAUAAAUCAUUAGCCUGAAUAUGAAUGUGUUUUGAGGUGUUCGAUACCAUGUAUAAAUGUGUCCUAAUAAUCUGGAGUAACAUAUAUCAGUGUCGGUCAGGCAGUUGGGUAUAACUUGGAUAGAACUUGAUGUACACCAUGUAUCGGUGUAUUUAUUUGCUGUCUCUGUGUCUCUACAUACAUGUACAAUGUACAUGUACAAUAGUUUAUUAUGAGAAGUAACCCAAAGAUUGUGUUUGUAAAGACAGAUACAGAUUCACUGUACUAUAUUUUACAAUAUGUCUACAUUUUAUUUUGUUGUUGUUUACAAUCUUGUUAAGAAUCUUUUAAUCGUAACUUGCAGGUCUGAUUUAAAACUGUACUGCAAUCAACUUAUUGAACAAAAUGAGUUGUGAACAGACUGUGCAGGGUUUGUUGCUGGACUGUACAGGGACAGGGUAACACCGUGUGCAUGAACUAUAUGAAAGAUAUAAAGGGUAUUUAUAUGUGACAUCUCAGUAGAAAAAAGGAAGAAAGUUCAGUUUGUACUUUUUUAGAUAAACUUGCCUACUUAAUGAUCUGAUCAACAGAUUUUGGUUUACUUUUGUUUUAAUUUGAUUGGUUGUAUAAAAGUAAGUUAUCAUAACUUUUCUACAAUAUUAAUAAAAUGCAAUAUUUUGCAAUUAA
Messenger RNA from Magallana angulata, 1732 nucleotides. RefSeq names its product transcription factor mef2A-like. The transcript is spliced from 7 exons. Lineage: Eukaryota; Metazoa; Mollusca; Bivalvia; Ostreida; Ostreidae. The coding region runs from base 154 to 852 and encodes 232 amino acids. The record is from RefSeq and is a predicted model, not a curated record.